AUGGAUAAAUAUAUAAAUAUUGCCUCUCAAUUAAAUUGUGAUUUUUCUACAAAUUGUUUAUGGGCAAAUGCCCCUUCUGAUGGAUUACUAGAUAAUAGCGAUUUUUAUCUUUUCCAAAAGAAUAACGACAAAUCAUUUCCUAUACAAGUUGGACCUGGAAAUUCUCAUCCAGAAAUUGGUACUUACUUUGCUUUUGCUGGGAAUUUAACAAAAGAUCCAAAUCACGCAACUUUAAUAAGUGCCCCAAUAGCCUGUCAAAGCACAACAGGAAUUCUCUCAUUUGAAUAUUGGCUAUAUAAUAAUGCAAGAAUUGAAGUUAUUGUACUUAAAGUUAAUCCGACUCGAGGACAUUUAACAGUAAUUGAACGUCCAAUAACUGACUGUCAUUAUUUAAAACCAAACGGUCUUUGCCAAGUUGAAAUUAAAAGACAACCACAACCAUUUAGAUUAGCAUUAAGAGGAUUUAAAUUGAAUGAUCAAACAAUUGGUUCUUUUGUUUUGUUGACAAAAAUUAAAUAUGAGGCUAAUUUAUAUAAACCCCCGAUAUUUGAUGCAAUACAGACAUCUAGAUGGGUACAUCAAAGAAAACCAAUAAUAACAACUUCUGAUUUAAAUUGUGGAAAUGAAGAGGGAAAUGAAGAAUUAUUUCAAGAAUGUCUCUGGUUUGAUUUUUCAAAAACAGCAAGUUCCAGUGUUUCCCAUACAGCACACUGGUCUAUUGGAGAAAAAACAUAUUUAUGGGAGCAAAUAGUCAGAACGCCUUCCAAACCUUCUGGCCAAUUUUAUUUUCAAUUUAUCGACCCAAUUGCCGAAUUUCCCCUUCCACAAUUACGUUCUGUACUUGUUCCGUGUACUCAAAGUCCUUCAACUCUUAGUUUUAAAUUCUGGUUAAGUCCUGGAGUUCAAGCACAAAUAUGCACUUUGGGGACAGAUAAUGUAGCUUUAUCUUGUGUUUAUCUUAAUGAAGCUGAUGUUCCUGGCCCACUCACAGUAGAUAUUGAUACAGCUGACCAUCAACCUUUUAGGUUUGCAUUUAAUGUUCUUCGAGUAGACAGAGAAGCAAAUGGGGGAGGGGCUGUAAUUGCUUUGGAUGAAAUUAAAUAUAAUGGUUAGUUACUUAAACUU
Meloidogyne enterolobii is the source of this 1125-nucleotide messenger RNA. NCBI's taxonomy places the organism in Eukaryota, Metazoa, Nematoda, Chromadorea, Rhabditida, Meloidogynidae. The record is from the annotation of a GenBank genome assembly.